AUGACAGCCUCUGUUCCCGCACGUGCUUCCGGCGUCAUCUACUCCUGCGUCAACAUGGCGGCAUCCGUGGCAUCACAAGUGGCUGCUCGAAGACUGAGGACCGCUGCCUCCAAACCGGCGCUGCUGGACAAACUGAAGAACCCGCACCGGAGCCUUAUCUGGUCACCUUCUCCGCUGCUUACGCAAAGAUCAAAGUUUACCCUGAAGCCUCACAGUUCUCUGCUCUGCCCCAGGAGCUUCUGUCGGAGGGAUUUAACACCCAGCCUACGUCAUCAGCCUACGUCAGCAGCCUACGUCAUCAGCCUACGUCACACCUACGUCACAGCCUACGUCAGCUCGCCUACGUCAUCAGCCUACGUCAUCAGCCUACGUCAUCAGCCUACGUCACAGCCUACGUCAUCAGCCUACGUCAUCACCUACGUCACAGCCUACGUCAUCAGCCUACGUCAUCAGCCUACUACGUACGUCAUCAGCCUACGUCAUCAGCCUACGUCAUCAGUCAUCAGCCUACGUCAUCGCUCCUACGUCAUCAGCCUACGUCAUCAGCCUACGUCAUCAGCCUACGUCAUCAGCCUACGUCAUCAGCCUACGGUGGUUGGUUAUCAGCGUUGUAACUGA
This is a messenger RNA of Knipowitschia caucasica, 618 nucleotides long. NCBI's taxonomy places the organism in Eukaryota, Metazoa, Chordata, Actinopteri, Gobiiformes, Gobiidae. The record is from the annotation of a GenBank genome assembly.